Messenger RNA from Candidula unifasciata, 2121 nucleotides. The record is from the annotation of a GenBank genome assembly. Lineage: Eukaryota; Metazoa; Mollusca; Gastropoda; Stylommatophora; Geomitridae.
ACUGAACCAACAAGUUUUCCCUUGAAUGACAAGGUCAGGGUUAUCAUAGGACAGGGUACAGGAAAUCACUUCAUGACAGAAUCUGUUGAAGAGUUCCAUUUUGUGAAACCAAACAUCCUGGACAUAUCCCCAAGGCUGGGCCCACAUGCUGGUGGUACAAUUGUCACCUUGCUAGGAGAUUAUCUUGAUGCCGGAUCCAACAUUUCUGUGCAAAUUGGCAAAAGAUUCUCCUGCAUUAACCCACAAAGUAUCAAUGCUUCUGCUCUAAUUUGCAAGACAUCAGCUGUACCGCAGCCGAUAUCGCAAGCUUUGAAGGUCACCAUACAGAUGGAUGAUGCUGUGCUGCAAACAGCAGGUGUGACCUUCAAAUAUGUGGAGAACCCAAACAUCACCUGGGUGUCCAGAAAUAUGCUUAUCAGAAGUGGAGGUCUUCAGAUAAAUAUAUCAGGGGAGAACAUUCACAUUGUCCAGUUCCCUCAACUGAUCAUUUGGGCCAGUGGAAACAGCUCAUAUUUUGGUCCAUGUCAAAUCAGCAAUGGCACAACAACCAACAUGACAUGUAUUUCACCCAUGAUCUCAGAGUUGGACGAACAGUUUGAAGGAUUGCGAGAACUGGAUUUUGGUUUUGAUAUGGAUGGUGUAAAGUACCUUGAGCGGCUUACUACCUUGGGGCGGAUGAAAGUUUAUCCUGAUCCUGUUUUAGAAAAGUACAAGGAUGGAGAGAAAGUCCAUCAGCAUAAUCAUGAGAUACUGUUCAUCAAUGGUCAGAAUCUAGCACCUCUGAAGCACUAUGAUGUGCAGGUCAACAUUGGUAAAGAGGAAUGUGCGGUUACUUCAGUGCUCAGUACAGUGAUCACCUGCAUACCCCCACUAGCACAACCAGCUGCUACCAUUGGCAGUGGCUUUCCGGAAGUGACUGUAAAAAUUGGUCAGAAUUUAACUUUCACCCUGGGCAUUCUGCGCUAUGAGAAACAAGAGGAACUCUCCCAGGGAGGAGUUAUAGGAAUAGCUGCUGGUGUUUCUGUAUUUGUCUUUGUGACCUUGGCUGUCUGCAUCUUCUGUCUCAUUAAAUCUCGGCGGAAUGAUGACAUGAUGAAGAAACUGAGAAAAGAGAUGGAUCAGUUGGAGUCCCGGGUAGCAAAUGAGUGCAAAGAAGCAUUUGCAGAGUUGCAGACUGAUAUGAAUGAGCUAACCAGUGACAUUUCUGGUGGCUGCUCCAUCCCAUUUUGGGACUAUCGCACCUACUGCAUGAGAGUGAUGUUCCCGCCAGAAUGCAGUGACCAUCCAGUGAUUAGAGAGCUAGAGCUAGACUAUCAUCUGAGGGAGGAUACAGAGCGAGGAUUGAAAUUGUUUUUUAACCUCAUAAGAAACAAAACUUUCCUGCUCAUUUUUAUACGAACGCUGGAGGCAAACAAAGACUUCAGCAUGAAGGAAAGAGUCAAUGUUGCCUCUCUGAUUUCAGUCUGUCUACAAACUCAAAUGGAGUAUGCCACAGAAAUUUUAAAAACACUGCUGGCAGAACUCAUAGAGAAAACAAUAGAAAAUCCAAAAGUGAAUCCAAAGAUUUUAUUACGAAGAAACGAAUCUGUUGCUGAGAAAAUGUUAACAAAUUGGUUUACAUUCCUACUGUAUAAAUUUUUGAAGGAAUGUGCAGGAGAGCCUCUGUUUAUGCUGUAUGGUGCUAUCAAACAGCAAGUCUCUAAGGGCCCGGUGGAUGCAGUGACAAGUGAAGCCCGCUACUCUCUGAGUGAAGACAAACUCAUUAGGCAGCAUGUUAACUAUAAAGCUUUGGUGUUGAAUGUGAUGGAUGUUGAUGUGGACAGGUGCUCCCAGCCUGCUCAUCCUGUCAAAGUGCUGGACUGUGACACAAUCUCUCAGGUCAAAGAGAAAAUCUUGGAUGCUCUUUAUAGAUCAGCUCCCUUCAGUAGCCGACCUCCCAAAGAAGAAUUAGAUCUUGUGUUGUUUGAUCAUCCAUCAGAGUGGAUAGCAGGGGAUAGGUCGCAUGUUCCACUGAAAAUCUUUCCUAAUAGAGAUACAAAACACUUGGUGCUUAGUGACGAUGAUCACACAACAAAAUCUGAGGGAGAUUGCAAGCCCCUCAACACACUCAGCCAUUACAAG